UUCCCCUCAUUGGCCAAUAUCAAGACCAGAGAGUCCUAUGUCACCUCCUAUGACCCCCGCACACGCACAGCAUCCUGGGUAAUAGAGAGGCUAAACCCCGCCACCUUGCAUGGCCCCUCAGACAGGAAGUACUGCGACUUCAAAGAGGACGACAGCGUGCACGUGUUCCACAGAGCAACCAACGCUGACUACAGGGGGAGUGGCUUCGACAGAGGACACCUGGCUGCUGCAGCCAAUCACAAGUGGAGCCAGAAAGCCAUGGAGGACACCUUCUACCUGAGCAACGUGGCACCACAGGUAACACACACACACACACACACACACACACACAG
Molecule: messenger RNA, 332 nt
Organism: Plectropomus leopardus (leopard coralgrouper)
Lineage: Eukaryota; Metazoa; Chordata; Actinopteri; Perciformes; Serranidae
Source: RefSeq, a predicted model, not a curated record